Messenger RNA from Clonostachys rhizophaga, 891 nucleotides. Lineage: Eukaryota; Fungi; Ascomycota; Sordariomycetes; Hypocreales; Bionectriaceae. The record is from the annotation of a GenBank genome assembly.
AUGGAACCAUUUCGAGCUUCUUCACUUUUCCAACCAGCAAACUUUGUCGCAGCUAUCGAGUCCCGGCAUGAUGCUGAGCUAGAUGAGAAGCCCGAACAUUUGUUUGGUGCUUACUUGACAAUCCCACACACCCAAGUCGCCCGCAUCAUGGCAGUGCUUGGUUUUGAUUUCAUCUUUGUUGAUACUCUACAUGUGCCAACUGAUCCAGAGAAACUCGUGGACAUCAUCCAGACCAUUAACUUCGCAAGUGAGGGCAAAACUUGCGCACUUGUUCGAAUCCAAAGCCCGGAAUCGGAGUUCCUGACGUACGCUUUGGAUGCAGGCGCUGCUGGAAUCAUAUUCCCCCAAAUCGAGACAGCUGCCGAGGCAAGAGCUGCGGCGAAAAAGGUCCGGUAUGCAUACAGUGGUGGAGAUCGGUCUGUGUCACCAGUAGCUUUACUUGAUGGCAUCACAAAUAUUGCCCCGCCUGGCUGGACUGCAGAGACAGUCGCUGAUAGGAACAUCGCUGUGAUAUGCCAAAUUGAGAGUGUGCUUGGGAUUGAGAAUGCCCACGCCAUCGCCAAAACACCCGGCGUGAAUGGUCUCAUGAUUGGAUCAGGUGACCUUCGGGCCUCACUUGGUCUACCAUGCCGAAAUCCUCCCGGCCACAGGGAGCACCCAAGCUUCUAUGCCGCUUCUGCUAAGCUGGUGGCUGCAGCCAAGAGCUGCGGAAUACCUCUCAUGGCUCCCGCCUUCAGGGCUGACCCCGACGACAUAGCUUGGCUACGCGACUUCAAGAUGCUCAUCACAAGUGUCGAUACAUUGAGUAUUGUGAAAUCACAUCGACAAGAUCUUGCUUCAAUGAAGGAUAAAAUAAUAGGCUGCGAGCACUAUCACACAAAUGGAUUUUGA